AUUGCUGAACAUGCAAUGCGGAUAUGGGUGUGGGUGGGUUAGUUUGAUCAUGCCAUGGAAGCAGAGGAGCCCUGCGCAUAAGACUGGAACUCCUAUUCAAAUCAGAGUUUAGGUAAACCAACAGCACAACCAGCAGACAGACAAGCAAAGAUUCCAGUGGAAUCUAAAGAUGGGGAAAACACAGAGUGUCCUUGAGAAGAAAGGAUACACUACCCAGAAGGAGGUAGAGAACGGUGUCAUAGCUACUGACAAACAUGGGGACCAGUUCGUCAUUAAAGAGAUCAAACUGAAUGAGACAUCUGUCCUGAACUCCAGUGUUGAAAGCCUCAGACAGAUUAGUCACCCCCACAUUGUAAGCUACAACAACUCAUUUCUAGAGGAUAACUGCUACUAUAUAGUGACAGACCAUUGUGCAAAGGGAAAUCUGUCACAGAAGAUACAAGAGCAGAUGACAAACCCUACAGAAGAGUACUCUGAGAAGAUUAUGGACUGGUUUGUCAAGAUCUGCAUGGCCCUGAAGCAUGUACAUGACCAGGGCCUUCUUCACAGAGAACUGAGACCCCAGAGCGUACUCCUCACAGAAUUUGAAACACUUCGUUUGGGAGCGUUUGGAAGUGUCAAUGAAAAGACGACCAACGAGGAUGGAAUGGUGGGUUAUUUAGGCCCAGAGAUUCUAACUGGUGGAACGUAUGACACCAAAAGUGAUAUUUGGUCCUUGGGAUGUGUGCUGUAUGAGUUGUGUAUGCUUCAGUGUGCAUUCACUGCAGAGAACACAAUCAAGCUCAUCCGCCAAAUAUUGGGAGGUUCUUACCCAUCUCUCCCAGAGAGCUUCUCAUCUGAGCUCCGCGACCUCCUGUGUGACAUCUUCCAACAAGACCCGACCAUUAGGCCUUCAGUUGGUGACAUCAUGGCGAAACCCUUCAUUAUCAGUUUCAUCACAAAAAAGAGUGAGAAAACUGUGGAGGAACUCCAGACCAGCUUGGACAAGCUGAGAACUCUGGCAGACGGCUUGGAGAGUAUGCAUAAAGGAACAACCAUAGGCAGUCUGACGGGAGGUGUUAUUGGAGCUGCUGGAGGAAUCACCUCUAUAGUGGGGCUUAUCCUGGCUCCCUUCACUCUGGGCACCUCCCUGAUCGUCACUGGGGUUGGUAUUGGGGUGGCUGUCGCUGGUGGAGCCACAGCCGGAGUAUCCAACAUCACCAACAUGGUCAAUCAGUCCACCGACCGCCGAGCCAUCAAGAACAUCAUCAAGGAGUUCCAGGAGAAGAUGAACUCUGUGGUGACAUCUCUACAAGACAUCGCUGAGGGUUUGGAGACACUCAUGCAAAGUAGCUCUUCUAAGAUAAAAAGUGCCGGUUUCAAUGUAGAGGCCGCUGCUAGUGCUGGGGUGAGGGCUGGGAAAGGCCUUGCGGGCACAAUAGAGCUCUUCAGACUACUCCGGGUGGCCAAUAUUGGCAAGGUGGCAGCCCAAACUGCCAGGGCAGUGCGUGUGGCAGAGGUGGCGACAGGAAUAUUUUCAGCUUUUUUUGUAGCGGUUGAUAUCUUCUUCAUCGCCAUGGAUGCCAGAGAGAUCCACAACAUCCGACAGGCGAAGUCGAAUGAACAGGCUGGUGAUACCAGCAAGUUAGAAGUGAUGGACACAGACUCCAUCACUGAGCUGGAGCCUGGAUGUGAAGAACCAAAGGCUGAGGUCAAGUCAGAGACCAUGAAGUUCAUCCAGACGAUCAGACAGACAGCUGAACGGCUACAGGAGAGCCUGGACGAACUGAGUGACGUCAUCUCGUUCAUUCCUAAGAUAGAGGACUGUUACUUAGACGACUGAUCUACUCAGUGAUUGUACGGGAUGCAUAAACAGAUCCAAUCAUACUUUAAUAUUGAACUUCUCUGUAAUAGACCGGUAUGGGCAGAUGUCCGUUUUGAUCGGCAGAAACUCACUUUCAUCCUUAAGACGUGGCUUGUACAACUCAGUUAUGACAACUAAGUGGUACAGAAUCAAACUCUAUAUCACAGACGCCUCUACUUCUGAAAAUAUAAAUGUUACAUCACAACUAUCGGGAUUGAUUUGACCUGUGUAUUAUAUUCAUGAAACAAAGUAGUAAGCAACUGCAAAAUGAUCCGUUUCAAUCUAUUAAUGGAUGAAAGCGCAUGAUGAUUGUAUGGAAUUGUGUUAAUAAAACAUUGACUGAAACGUUUCUGAAAUAUUGUGCAUGAACGUUUCUUCAUGGUAAAAUAAUAAAGAUCAGUGAAACAUU
This is a messenger RNA of Oncorhynchus keta (chum salmon), 2252 nucleotides long. Its product is annotated as serine/threonine-protein kinase PLK4-like. The record is from RefSeq and is a predicted model, not a curated record. Lineage: Eukaryota; Metazoa; Chordata; Actinopteri; Salmoniformes; Salmonidae. The transcript has 10 exons. The coding region runs from base 170 to 1822 and encodes 550 amino acids. Gene Ontology annotation, molecular function: ATP binding; protein kinase activity; lipid binding. Gene Ontology annotation, cellular component: extracellular region. Gene Ontology annotation, biological process: lipid transport; lipoprotein metabolic process; protein phosphorylation.